Messenger RNA from Protobothrops mucrosquamatus (brown spotted pit viper), 2003 nucleotides. It is a transcript of the gene SCNN1A, whose product is annotated as sodium channel epithelial 1 alpha subunit. Lineage: Eukaryota; Metazoa; Chordata; Lepidosauria; Squamata; Viperidae. Bases 1 to 1890 code for a protein of 629 amino acids. The record is from RefSeq and is a predicted model, not a curated record. Gene Ontology annotation, molecular function: ligand-gated sodium channel activity. Gene Ontology annotation, biological process: sodium ion transmembrane transport. The transcript is spliced from 12 exons. Gene Ontology annotation, cellular component: membrane.
AUGAAGGUUGAAAAUCAGUCAGAAGGUAAGAAGAUGGAGCAGCCCAGACUGGAGGCAAAGCAACAGAAUGUGAAGGUGGAAACUGAGGUGGAAGAAGAGGAAGAAAGCGAAGGCCUGAUCGAAUUCUUCAGUUCCUACCAGGACCUUUUCCAAUUUUUUUGCAACAAUACUACCAUCCAUGGUGCCAUCCGGCUGGUUUGUUCUAAGAGGAAUAAGAUGAAGACUGCCUUUUGGACAGUUCUUUUUUUCCUGACUUUUGGCCUCUUGUACUGGCAGUUUGGAAUCAUUUAUAAAGAUUAUUUCAGCUUUCCAGUCAAUUUGAAUUUGAACCUGAACUCUGAUAGACUUACCUUUCCUGCUGUCACACUAUGUACUCUCAAUCCGUAUAGGUAUAGUGCUUUUCGGAAAGAGAUGGAAGAAUUGGAUCAAAUGACCCGACAGACUCUUCUGGAGAUGUACAAAUACAAUAUGUCUUUGGAGCACAAAUCCUCUCAGAAACGCAUCUCUAGGAGUCUAUACAAUCAUAUUCAGCGCUACCCAUUGCAUCGACGUAAACGUGAUAUACGAGCCAACAUGGAGGACAACAACCCCCAAGUGGGCAAAAGUGAUUCGAGCAUUGGUUUCACCCUGUGUAAUGAAAACAAGACAGAUUGUUUCCAGCAAAUGUAUUCCUCCGGUGUGGAUGCCAUACGGGAGUGGUACAGUUUUCAUUACAUCAACAUUUUGGCAAAGUUCCCUGACACUAAGGCCCUAGAGGAAUCCAACUUCACAAGCUUCAUCUAUGCCUGCCGAUUCAACGAAGUGACAUGUAACAAAGCGAACUAUACACAUUUUCAUCAUCCUAUUUAUGGGAACUGCUACACGUUCAACGACAAUAGCAGCACUUUGUGGAUGUCCUCCUUGCCUGGGAUCAACAAUGGCCUUUCUCUCGUCAUCCGAACAGAGCAAAAUGACUUUAUCCCACUAUUGUCCACUGUGACGGGAGCCCGAGUAAUGGUCCACAAUCAGAAUGAACCCGCCUUCAUGGACGAAGGAGGUUUUAAUGUGCGUCCUGGCAUAGAAACAUCCAUCAGUAUGAGAAAGGAAACCACCCAGCGUCUUGGGGGAAGCUACAGUGACUGCACAGAAGAUGGAAGUGAUGUGCCAGUGAAGAACCUAUUCCCAUCUCUUUACACUGAGCAGGUCUGCAUACGUUCCUGUUUCCAGACCAGUAUGGUAGAACGAUGUGGCUGUGGCCAUUACUUCUACCCCUUACCCCCAAGAGCAGAGUACUGUGACUCCGCUAAGCAUGUAGCCUGGGGUUAUUGCUAUUAUAAACUCCAAGCUGAAUUUAAAGCAAACCACCUAGGCUGCUUCACUAAAUGCCGAAAACCUUGCAAAGUGACAGAGUACCAGCUGUCAGCCGGAUAUUCACAAUGGCCUUCAUCUGUCUCUGAGUCCUGGGUGUUUCACAUGCUGAACCUGCAGAAUAAAUACAAUGUCAUAUCUAAGAGGGAUGGAAUUGCCAAAGUGAAUAUAUUUUUUAACGAGUGGAAUUAUAAAAGCAACGGAGAAUCUCCAGCUUUCACGGUGGUGACAUUACUUUCCCAGCUAGGGAACCAAUGGAGUCUUUGGUUUGGUUCAUCAGUCCUUUCUGUGGUGGAACUGGCUGAGUUGAUUUUGGAUUUUUUGAUCGUCACCUGCAUCCUGGUUUUCCGCCGGCUGUACUUAUAUCAAUCCUCGGAUCUUUAUACACCCAGCAACACAAAUAACUCUGUCUUCCACAAUGUACUUGCAGUUCACAAAACUCCACAAGAAAUGCCUGCCGAGACUGGGAUCACUGCACUGCCAUCCUAUAACACCUUAGAAACAUUAGACUUACACAGAGUUUCUUGCAGGAGAACAGAAUAAAACCCAGACUUUGGAUAUGGAUGCUUUGGAUAUGACAUUGUUAUGUACUCCAAUUAAUGCUGACGUAUAGACUCAGCACUUGGAACUAACUGGUUAGCUGGAUUCUCAAACCC